AUGUUUUCUCAUCGCUUCUUCCGGUUCGUCUUGUGCGCUAUUGCCCUCCUCGUUACUCACGCCUCAGCCUACGCACCUUCUAACGACACAUCUGUCGACGAUCAAGUCUCUUGCGUGUAUCCCAUGAGCGGACAGUACGGCGUCCUCCCUCGGGUACUCUUCUACGUAUCUCUCAUCUUUGCCGUCUGCGGGCAGCAUUUUGAGUGGCUUGUCAUCGGCGCCCUUGCCUCAGCCAUGACCUUCAGCGCCACGACAGCGAUCCACAUCUUUAUCAUCUUUGCAACUCACUGGCGGAACCCACCCAUCCUGGACCUCGACUCACUAAGCAUUGCUUUAAUAGCCAUGGUGAGCGUGACCAUGUUCCUAGCUUUCAUUUGCUUCUCGUCGACAUUGCGUAAGAACCUGGCAGGGGUGGCAGUCGUUAAGUUCUGGUUUAUCACUAUGAUCAUCACCGGAACUCUAGCCUUAUUUCUCGUCAACGACGCAGGUGGUCCCCCACAGAAUAGCAAUGCAGAGGUGGCAUGCUUCUUGCCAGACAAGACCCUACUCACAGGCCUUGCGCAACUUAAUGGAAGGCAAAACCUCGAAUGCAUAUAUGACUGCUUUCUCACACGCGGAUCCGUACUGAAGCCUCAAGAGGCGGCUACGGUUAUCUGGGGGGCUCCUGUGAACGGCGCGCUUGGUGAUUGGGGCCUAACAAUUUACAAGACGUUUUAUGAGCGAUAUGAGGCGGCAAGCGACGAGCCGCAAAUGCGAUCUGGGUAUGGCCCCGCAUCCGAUAAGGAGGGAUAUGCAUUGAUAGGGGUAUGUGUUAGCAUCGGGUCAGUCGUGUGGGUACCACUUGUGAUUAUGAUCGAGUGGUCGAUGCGAAACAUCCCUGUUGAAGAGAACCCUAAUGCCGUUGGGCAGUGGGGGCCUUGGGUGGCUGCUCUUUUUGCGAUCAUAGGGUCGGUCAUACACCGGUAUUUUGAGCCCGAAGACAGGAAGGAGCGCAGAAAGACUCGGUGGGCAGCUCCUAAUGAGACAGUCGCCAAUUCCCCGAUAAAUGAUAUGCCUUCUAGUGAAGGAGCUGAGCGUAGUUACGACAUGGAUAACUUGAGCCGGGCACGGAAGAACGACUAUACACCUUCAUCGGAUGAGGAUUUCUCGUACACAGGGAGUGAUGAUGAUGCAUACAUGCAGCCAACACAGAGACACUAUCUAGGGGAAGAAACUGCCCGUUAUGGACGGUCAGGCGAUGACAGGACCCGCUCAGCGUCCACGAGGAGCGAUGCCACAUACAUGAACCAGGGAGGGAGAUUCUACACUGCGGGAGGUCGCUCAACGUCUUGGAGGAACAGUGCCAACCAGAGGGAGAGACUCUACACAGUGAGCGACCGCUCAAUGUCAAGGAGUAACAAUGACGCCUACGUGCACGAGGAGGAAGCCGACAUCGGCACCUACGGAAGGGGUAACUCUACGUCUGUAGAAGAGAGACCACCAAUAGGCAAACCUUGGCCACUAUAG
Molecule: messenger RNA, 1506 nt
Organism: Pseudogymnoascus verrucosus
Lineage: Eukaryota; Fungi; Ascomycota; Leotiomycetes; Thelebolales; Thelebolaceae
Exons: 2
Coding region: 1-1506 (501 amino acids)
Source: RefSeq, a predicted model, not a curated record